Messenger RNA from Misgurnus anguillicaudatus (oriental weatherfish), 907 nucleotides. The record is from RefSeq and is a predicted model, not a curated record. Lineage: Eukaryota; Metazoa; Chordata; Actinopteri; Cypriniformes; Cobitidae.
GAAGGAGCGGUACAGCCUUAUAUGUUUGAGCCUGAGUCAGACCCAGAGCAAGAAGAGGCUCCCGAACAAGUUUUGCAAUCACGGAUGCAACAAGAUGUGUCUGAAUGGUGUACUUGUCACAACUGUGCUACUAUGCCUACAGAACCAGAAAAUGUAUGCUGCAUGGAAAUACCACAGGUUCAAAGAAGAUUACAACAAGUUGAGAAUCCUCCGGCAUGUAUGGUGGACCACCCUGGCCUUGAACCUGUGUGUCUAAAUGUAUUCUCUCUGCAGAAUGCAUAUAAUAUCUUUAGAGCUGACUAUGGGCCGUUACAUCUACGGGGAAUACAGCAUCGUUACAGAUAUUUGGCCUACAGAAGCUUUGUAAGCUGGGUUUGGGGCUUUCUGGGCCGGAAAAUAAGAGUGGUGAAUCCUUCAUGCGUAGUUCUACGCAUACGACGGGAAUUCCCCGACACUCAGGGAGCAUAUGUAGGAUUCAGACCACCCCUUGAUUGAACCGUGAUACAUAUCUUUCUAUCACUUCUAUCCGGUCUGGCUUUUCAAAUUGGGAUGAGAGAUCAUCAGGGAUGUGGAUCUUCUGCACCUCUGCCUCAUAUGGAACAGGGUCCUCAAAAACUUUCUCAAAAAUGAGGUCCAUCAGUUCACCAACAUAAUCUGUAAAUCCAAAGAAAUGGAAGAUACGGUGACUGCUUACUAUUUGCAAUUUCUAGUAGUCCUUUUGCACAUUUUCGUUCACUAAAAUUUUAUUUUUUGCAUUUACGUGUGUCAAGUUAUAUAUAUAUAUAUAUAUAUUUAUAAUGGAAGAAAUUAUAAUACAGUGUGUAUUAUAUUUGCACGGGUUGUACAAUGUCUCGUCAGAAUUUUUAUUUUUUGUUGUGGUUUGUUUAAUAAAAGUUUGUAAAACUUA